UUCACUAAUGCUAACGCUUUUUUGGGAACUUUAGUAAGUAUAUAACAUUAUUAAACCGAGCUUCUAAACAGGAUAAACUUUUUAAUAUUGCUUACAUUAAUCAACAACAAAAUGUUAAUAUGCAAACAUCAUCAAAUGAGACAACACCAUCAGAUGAUGAAGAUGUUGACAACAAUGAUGAUGAAGAGCAUAUGGAUGAAACAGAUUUUUCAUUAGUUAAAAAUAUAUUAAAUAAUAGCAACAAUUUAGAUAAUCGUAAAACAACAAUAACAGCAUCCAAUGUAUUUUGUUGUGGUGAUAAAUCAGGGGCCGGUGUAAUUGGUAAAUUGUUGGGUCAUAAUGCUAAUAAUAAAAAAAUUAAGAAAUCGACCACUGGACCUGGACAAGCGGUACAAGUGAUAACCAAUGAAUGUGGUAUUACAGAAGUUGUAUUGGAUGAUAAUGAGAUGAAAUCCAAAAAACUUAAAAUGGCAGAUCAUGUUUAAAUCUCAAUUACAAAGUAAUCUAAUGAAUUCCAAAGAUGUCUUGAGUGCGACUUAAACGAAAGGACUGUUAAGUAAUAGCUACAAUAAACAAUACCAAUAUCUAUUUUACUAUUUAUUGUGAUUGAAUCAAACAUACUAAUUUACAUACAUAUACAUUUAUUUAAACUUAUUUAUGCACUUUAAAGUGUUUUACAAAGGCAUACUAUUACCACUACUAUUUAUAAAUUAUUAAGUGUAAUAUGAUUAUCAAUAAUUGUUUAAAUAAAAUUAUGUAUACUUAUUGAAGUAAAACUUUUGAUAUAUUUUUUUAAGUAUGUAUGCACACAGUAGAAGAUUUCCACAUAAAUACUUUCAUAUUUAUAUACUACAUAACCCGGUUGACUUAAGUUAAUAAUGUUUAAGAACAAUUUCAUAAAUAGUAUGAAUUUUUUCUA
Lucilia cuprina (Australian sheep blowfly) is the source of this 919-nucleotide messenger RNA. RefSeq lists its product as uncharacterized. Lineage: Eukaryota; Metazoa; Arthropoda; Insecta; Diptera; Calliphoridae. Bases 120 to 485 code for a protein of 121 amino acids. The record is from RefSeq and is a predicted model, not a curated record. The transcript has 2 exons.